GGGUAGUACAGCUGGGAUUCAAACCUGCAACCGUUGGGUCCAAAGGAAGGCAGCAGCUCUAAACGCUGUGUGUACAGUCCAAUAUGAUUAUGAAGAAUGUCAGUGGAGUUGUGUCUUUGAAUGUCAUCACAUGCUCAGGACACGUUUCCCCAAUGUUUUGAUGACUGCUUUCGAGAUGCGAUCGUUGGAAGUGUUGGAAUACCCCCUAAUCUCAGUGCCCCAGCGCCUCUCACUCAGGGAUGUUUGUUUGUGGAGCCACCUUCUCCUCUCUGUCCAGAGCAUGGUCAGCCUGGGGAAGCUCCGUGUGGCUGUGGUGGGGGCUGGAGCUGCGGGGCUGUGUGCCGCACGGCACCUCCUCGCUCGACAGGACACCUUCGCCCCACCGGUGGUGUAUGAGCUCAGCAAGCGCAUUGGGGGCACCUGGGUCUACGAGGAGCGGGUGGGCGUCCGCAACGAUGGGCUCCCAAUUCUCAGCAGCAUGUACCGGGACCUCAGGACAAAUAUCCCCAAAGAAGUGAUGUCGUUCCCCGACUUCCCCUUUGACAAACAUCUUCCGUCGUUCGUUCACCACACAGAGGUACGGAAGUACCUGGAGCAGUAUUGCGACCACUUCCACCUGAGAGAUCACAUACAGUUUGGCACCAUAGUGGACCUGGUGAAACCCAAGAAGGUGAAGGAUGGCUGGCAUGGGCUGGCCUGGGAUGUAACCACCAGCAACGGGCUGGACCCAAGCACCAGUGUCACUGAGGAAUUCGAUGCUGUCAUGAUAUGCAAUGGACAUUUUUUUGACCCCUACAUCCCACCGAUUCCUGGUAUGGAUAAAUUUUCAGGGAUGCUGAUGCACAGCCAUAACUACCGCAGCGCUGAGCCUUUUGCCGGGAAGUCCAUGGUGCUGCUGGGAGCCGGUCUGUCUGGCCUCGACAUCGCCAUGGAGCUGUCUAGCGUCAAUGCAGAGGUAAUCCUCAGCCAUGGCCAGCGCCCCCUGUCCUGCCCCCUGCCUCCUCGGGUCCAGCAGGCACCACCUGUUGCACGCGUCCUUGAGGACGGGGCACUGCAGUUCCAGGAUGGCCGGCAGACCCGACCCGACGUUUUUCUGCUUUGCACUGGUUACAACUUCACCUUCCCCUUCCUGCGCUCGGAGCUGGGCGUGCAUGUCCGUGACCACUUUGUCUUCCCGCUCUACAAGUUUCUGAUGCCCCCUGCCUUCCCCUCCCUCUUCAUUGUGGGCAUCUGCCGGGCAAUCUGCCCCUUCCCUCACUUCCACUGCCAGGCCCAGUUUGUCCUCUCGGUGCUGGACGGGACAUUCCCCCUUCCAUCACGGGGGGAGAUGGAGCAGGAACUGGAGGCGGACGUAGCGGCUCGUCGUGGGCGGGGCAUUGCCACACGCCACAUUCUCAAGCUGGACUCAGAGCAGUGGGCGUACAACGAUGAGCUGGCCCGCCUGGCGGGCUUCCAGCCCUUGCCACCCUACUGGAGCAACCUAUACGAGUCCAACAAGGUGUUUCGUGCCCGAGACAUGCUCAACUACAAGACCUACCAGUACAGUGUUCUGAGUGACACGGAUUGGGUGGUGCACACACAGCAGGGCCAGCCAAUCCAGAAGCCCUUACCACAAAACUAAUAUGAUGAUGAUGAUGAUGAUGAUGAUGAACCUCAAUCUGAGACCCAAAAUACCAAAAAGAUGUAGGAUAUCCUGUCUGGUGUCUCACAAUUAUCUACCAACUUUACAAGUCCUAGUCUACAUACAGCUAGUCUAGGUAUAUAUUUUGAGUAUUAAUAUUUUAAUAUAGAACAUUUUUUUUGAGUUUUGCAUAGUUUGUAAGGAAAGCUCAAUUAAUAUGUGGUUAACACAUGUUAAUAAAAUGUACCUAGUGCUCAGGCUCUGACAGUAUUUUUGCUAUUAAUUUUUCCAUGUUUAUUUUCUAAAGCAUACUGUUUUCCUGGUUUUAUUGUGUGUAUCAUAUGUCUAAUGUUUUGUACAAUGGCAUUAAUUCAUCUUUAAGAAACACAUGUUUAUUUAACACAGCAAAACCUUUUCAUGAGCAAUUGUACCACAUGGUUAUGCCAUUUACCAGUUCUUGAUUUUCUCAGUUUGCUGCUGCUGCCUUUAAUGUUUAUCCUCCUUCUGACUCCAGUGGGAGUAGCAUGUUAAUGAUUUUAUUAAAUUUGCAUAAAUUUUUACUUAACAGGUCCCAAAAGCUUAUAUGUAAAGUGGUUUCUGUCAAAUUAUGUGCCACUAUUUCUGUUAAUGCUUACCAUUGUGAUUUUGUACUGAUGAUCCUACAGUGUGUUUUGCCUUUGUGUUGAAUAUGUAAAUUACAUACAUAAUUUGAGCAAAUUUUAAAAUUUAUUUGAAUCAAGUUUUAGUUUUUACUUUUGCCUCUUUGACCAGGACAGAUGGAUUUAUUCUGAGGCCUGUUGGGCUAUCAGGCCAAGACCUGUUUGCUUCCAUGAUUCCUAGUUUUGCUUCUUGGCCUAUGAAGGAGUAGUUAAAGAAUGUCAUAUUUGUUUAGCCUGGUUGGUAAAUAUAACUGGAGUCUAUGAAGUACAAACUC
This is a messenger RNA of Scleropages formosus (Asian bonytongue), 2555 nucleotides long. RefSeq names its product flavin-containing monooxygenase FMO GS-OX-like 4. Bases 131 to 1621 code for a protein of 496 amino acids. NCBI's taxonomy places the organism in Eukaryota, Metazoa, Chordata, Actinopteri, Osteoglossiformes, Osteoglossidae. Gene Ontology annotation, molecular function: flavin adenine dinucleotide binding; N,N-dimethylaniline monooxygenase activity; NADP binding. The record is from RefSeq and is a predicted model, not a curated record. The transcript is spliced from 7 exons.